AUGACGACACACGUCCGCAUCCGUUCAGCCUUAGGAAAUGCGGCAGUUGCAAACCCGGCAGUCUUUCCCCUCAGCCGCAGCAUCGCACUCAUCGUAUUGAUCACCGUCGCCGCAAUCUUCGGAGUUUGCUCCGCUCCGCCUCCUAUUUCCGCUUCGAAUGCGCCCGAACGGCCUUCCGCGUCGCCGCGCCUCCGGCGGAGCCUCCGACCCCGCCUCCCCUCCGCCGUCCAUGCGGAAUUCUCUGCCCCCCUCACCGCCGCGCAAGCCGCGCCUUGCGGAGCUGCUGCUGCUGCGACAACCAGACGCGCUACUUUGAGCGGCGGCGAUUUCCGUCGCGACGAGUCGCAGGACGCGCUGCGACGGCGCAGGCGACUGGGCAGCAAAGUCGCCGGGUGGAAUCUGUCGCUGGGGCAGUACGCGCUGGCGACGAAUCGCACGCGUCGCAGGGACCCGCUGAACGGGAUGCGCGUGUACGAGGGCGGCUACGACCCCGCCAACCUGCACUACUGGGCCGUGCGUUCCCGCGCCACGCCUUUCACCCGCCUCACCACCACACCGCACCACACCACACACUCCCUGGGUGUGACAGCGGGGGGCGGGUUCGCAGUGAUGCUGGCGGGGGCAAUACUGCUGCAGAAGAGCAUGGGCGUGGUGAGGGACGGAGCAGUGGAGCGAGUGGGGGCAGUGGUGAACACGGUCUACAACGUGUCCCAGGCCAUGGCGGGGCUUACAGAGGUGGACGUCGGUGGUAACCAGAUGCCUGACAGGGCGGGCGUGUUACGGCGUGCGCAGGAGGCGUGGUCGAUAGCGGAUGGCAUGCAGAGCUCGUUCAACGGCGCCCGGGACACGGCAGACCGUGCCAUCAAAUUCAUGUUCAUGACAAUGUUCGCCAUGGGAGCUGUCAUCACGGCGCUGGGCGCUCUUGGCGUGGGUGAGUGCUCUCUCUUGCCCUUCAAGUGCUCUCUGUUGCCCGUCACACCACACCCACCUGUCGUACCACUCGCAACAUCCAUGCCUCUUCUCUUUCGUCGUCCCAACUUACCCUCUCCCUCGCUGUCCGGUUUCCCCAAAGCGCUGUCCAUGCUGCUGCAUCAGCACCACCAUUGCCCUUCUGUCUCCCUGCUCCCCACCGUGCCGAAGCAGGUGCUUGGCUCGCUGCCCUGCUCCGCCCAGCGUAGCCUCGCCUCCGUCCGUGUCAGCAUCCUUGCUGCCAGCGCCCAGGCCACCAGCCUUGUCAACACCACGGUUGCCAGCACCUACCCCCAGGUGCUGCAGCAGAUGCCAGGAGGACCCUACAGCGCCGUGUGUGUGCCGUACGCCCCUGCGCCCUCCUACACCCCCACCACGUGCCCUUCCACCGCCAUUGACCUGCAGAGUUUCGCUGCUAACCUGUACGGCCCGGCGAGCAGCGGCAUGGCAGUGGGGGUGGUGGAGGACAUAGCAGCAGUGAGCAUGGGUAUAGCAGCACUCAACGGUUCCCUUGCAGCUAUGGGCGCCGCUGCCAACUGCUCCUACGUCCUCGACUCGCUGCAUGUGGGUUAG
Messenger RNA from Closterium sp. Naga37s-1, 1542 nucleotides. Lineage: Eukaryota; Viridiplantae; Streptophyta; Zygnematophyceae; Desmidiales; Closteriaceae. The record is from the annotation of a GenBank genome assembly.